UUUUUCUUCAGUCAUAGAAUCUGGUGGGUUACAGGAUUUGGGGUAGUUGCAUUUUUAUUUGUCAAUAAAAGGUAAAGGUCAGAGGAGGAAAAAUUAGUGGAAGUGACUACAAUUAGAGUCAUUACUAUAGCGUGUGCACUGUCACAGAAUCCAGGUUACUAUGAUAUAAGAGCAGAAGACAUCUCUGUGUGGCACGUUCCCAACGACUUCCCACUGGACCACUGGAACCUGGCAGCCAUCCUCCACUACCACACCAACAACCGCUUUUUCAGACUGUAUGGAGGGAACCUCUUUCAGCUCUUCAAGAUAUGUUAUACCAUAUGCUUUUGUUUUUGGUGGUUUUGGUGUUGGUAGAACAUGCCGCCUUUGCAGCUGCUGCUUUAGAAAUGGUAAAUGAAGAGCUCACCCACACAGAAGCCACCAGGGAUGUUGAGACACCUCAGAACCUCACCAGAACAAACUUUGAACAUUUGGAGAGACUGAGCAACAGAUCCAGAUAUGUUGCAAGGAGUUGUAAAGAGAUCAGGGACAGAUAUAAUGAACAAGAAGAUGGGCUAUACUACCUGACCACUGCUAAUGGCAUGGUCUAUCAGACCUUCUGUGAUAUGACCACUGCGGGAGGUGGCUGGACGCUGGUGGCGAGCGUCCAUGAGAACAGCAUUAAUGGAAGGUGCACAGUGGGCGAUCGCUGGUCGAGCCAGCAGGGCAACAAUCUUAACCUUCCAGAUGGAGAUGGGAACUGGUCCAACAGAAACACCUUUGGAACAGCAGAGGGCGCCACCUCAGAUGAUUUUAAGAAUCCAGGUUAUUAUGAUAUAAAAGCAGAAGACAUGUCUGUGUGGCACGUUCCUAACAACUUCCCACUGGACCACUGGAACCUGGCAGCCAUCCUCCGCUACCACACCAACAACCGCUUUCUCAGACUGUAUGGAGGAAACCUCUUUCAGCUCUUCAAGCAUUAUCCAGUGAGAUACAAUAUUGGCUCGUGCAGCAACAGAGGGCCAGCUGUUCCCAUUGUGUAUGACCAUGGAGAUAGAGAGACCACCAGAAUGUUUUAUGGACUUAAACCAAGAAAGGAAUUUGAACCAGGAUUCAUCACAUUCAGAGCAAUAAACAAUGAACGUGCAGCCAUGGCUAUCUGCUCUGGGGUCAAACCGAUCGCUGGAUGCAACACUGAACAUUACUGUAUAGGAGGAGGUGGAUAUUUCUACCCUGAUCAGUGUGGGGACUUCCCAUCAUUUGACUAUGACAGUCUGGGAAUGGGUCAAGGCUGGAGCGCUUCCAAAGAGAUGACUGAGGCUGCUGUCUUACUGUUCUACCGCUGAGAGGAUUAUAUUUUGCAAGUAGAUGAGUGUUGUUUAUGAUGGGUGCAAACCAAACCAGCUGGUGGAGGCCUGGGGGAGGCUGGAGAUGAAGUCACUUAAAUAGGCUGAGGCCCAUCAAGUCAACCAUAAAAGCAUUUGGCAGGGAGUACGCCACACUAGUAACAGUCCCUUUUGUACCCAUUUAGAUGUUAUAGCAAACAGUUGUUUGUAAUUCAGCUGCUCUCCAGCAGAUGGUGUUAUUAAACUGUAUAUUCAAAUAAAACAUCAAGCAUUGUUGGAUGUUUCAGUUUAAAGUUGUCAUCCUGAUCUGUAACCUAGUUGGGGAGGGGGCUUUGUGCUGCUCAAAGUCACUAUCUUUUGAAUCCUCUCUGUCCAUUGACAUCAACUGAAGAUUGAGGCUGUCUGCUUGACCACUGUGAUGUCCUGUGAUGUCCUGUGUGCUAUCAUCUCACCUAUAAACUACCCACAUAGACCUAACCUGGGAUGGACAGACCUUCAAUUUAGGAAUGAGGUUAGAUUGGAGGUCAUUUAGCUGAAAGAAACAAGCUAAAGUAUCCACUGUUUAGUUUUCAAGGAGCCUGCACAUGCCACAUAACAUUUUACUUCAACCACAGUAGCUGUUGGCAGGGUUUCUAGAGAAGUAUAUGUUUUUAUAGAUUUAUGUGUCUUUCUUGUGUGUAUUUUUAACUUGACUUUCUGAACAAAUAACCGCACAAGAGUUCCUAUGUGUGCAAGCACAAAUGGCAAAUAAAGUUCUUGAAUCUUGAA
Molecule: messenger RNA, 2093 nt
Organism: Dicentrarchus labrax (European seabass)
Lineage: Eukaryota; Metazoa; Chordata; Actinopteri; Moronidae
Product: intelectin-like
Exons: 8
Coding region: 309-1325 (338 amino acids)
Molecular function (GO): oligosaccharide binding
Source: RefSeq, a predicted model, not a curated record